AUGCUCCUAAGUUCAACUUUUACCUUCCCAGGUACUAACUGCGACGUUGAUUAUGACGAGUGUGGUUCCGGCCCUUGCCUGAACGGAGCCACCUGCAACAACGAGCAAAACAGGUUCUCGUGUGUUUGUGCUAAUGGUUGGGAUGGGGAUACUUGUCAGCAGGACAUCAACGAAUGCCUGAAUUUUCCCUGCAUCCACGGCACGUGUGUCAAUGAGGAUGGGGGUUUCCAUUGUAAUUGCGAUUUUGGCUGGUCCGAUCGUCUUUGCGAUGUCGACAUCGAUGAUUGCGAGUCCAAUCCGUGUAAGAACGGUGGCACAUGCAUUGAUGACCUGGGAUAUUUCAACUGCACCUGCGUUCCUGGUCACGUCUACUUGGACGAGCUCUGUGAGAUGGACGAAUGCGCCGACCAGCCUUGCUUCAAUGGAGCCACCUGCACUGACCUGAUUGGCAACUUCACCUGCACCUGCCCGCUGGGUUACGUAGGCGCCCUUUGCCAGGUGGACAUUGACGAGUGUGCCAGCAGCCCCUGCCGCAACAACGCCACCUGCACACAGGGUCUGGGUAGGUUUAACUGCACCUGUGCCCCUGGCUUCGCGGGGGAUCUAUGCCAGACCGACAUCGACGACUGCGCGCCGAGUCCCUGUUGGAAUACUGCCACCUGCGUCGACCAGGUGGACGGAUUCCAUUGUCUCUGUCCGGCCGGGAUGGAAGGAAACCUGUGCCAGGUGGAGACCAAUGAUUGCGCCAGCAGCCCCUGCAAACACAAUGCUACUUGUGUAGAUCGCCUGGGCUACUUUGAGUGCAGCUGUGGGAUUGGUUUCUUCGGCGAUCUUUGUGAGGCUGACAUCGACUUCUGCAUCAACCAAACCUGCACAAAUAACGGCACGUGCGUGGAUCGACUAGACGGGUUUCACUGUUUGUGUGAGAAGGGCUACGAAGGUGCCAUGUGCGACGUUGAGACGGACGAAUGUGCCAGUGAUCCAUGCAUGUACGGGGCGACUUGUCACGAUCUGAUAGGCGAUUACAGCUGCUUGUGUCAGGAAGGCUACGAGGGAAAUGACUGUGAGGUGGAGACCAAUGAAUGUGAUAGCUCACCUUGUUUGAAUGGCACUUGUGUCGAUUUGCUAAAUGGCUUCAAAUGCAAUUGUUCUGCUGGGUAUGAAGGAACCUUGUGUCAAGAUGACAUUGAUGAAUGUGCCAGCACCCCGUGCUUGCACGGGACCUGUUCCGAUCACAUCAAUGGCUUUUCGUGUGAUUGUGAUCCUGGUUAUGAGGGGGAACUUUGCCAAAACGAAAUUGAUGAAUGUGCCGGUUCACCGUGCGUGCACGGAACGUGCGUUGAUCUGAUCGACAGUUUCUCGUGUACAUGCUCUCCUGGUUACGAAGGGUUGACUUGCGAUACGGACAUUGACGAGUGUGCUAGUUUUCCUUGCCUGAACGGGACCUGCCUCGAUCACGUUGAUGGUUUCAUCUGUAACUGCUCAACUGGGUUCGAAGGAGAUCUCUGCCAGAUCGACAUUAACGAAUGUUCCAGCUCUCCGUGCACCCAUGGCACUUGUCUGGAUAUGAUAGGCGGUUUUCACUGUUCAUGUCAACCUGGUUAUGAGGGAGAAUUCUGCCAGCAUGACAUCCAUGAAUGUGCAAGUUCCCCUUGUGUCAAUGGUACGUGCGUGGAUCUAGUCGAUGGGUUCUUUUGUAACUGUACAGCUGGUUUUGAUGGAAUCCUGUGCCAGAUUGAUAAAGACGAGUGUUCAAGUUCCCCGUGUUUCUAUGGCACAUGUGUGGAUCAAGUUGACGGGUUCCUGUGUACCUGUUCUCCCGGUUACGAGGGACCUAGGUGUGGACAUGAAAUCAACGAGUGUGAAAGCUCUCCUUGCAUGAACGGUACCUGUGUGGACCAAGUGGGUUCCUUCCAGUGUAACUGUACGGCUGGGUAUGAGGGAAGUCUUUGCGAGCAUGACAUAGAUGAGUGUCUGAGCACGCCGUGUCUGCACGGCACCUGCCAAGACAAAGUGGACGGGUUUGCCUGUGUCUGCAUGCCAGGUUUUGAAGGGAUAUCCUGUCAACAUGAUAUUGAUGAGUGUGGGAGCUCGCCUUGCGUGAACGGAUCCUGUGUUGAUUUGGUGAACGGGUUCUCCUGCAAUUGCACAGAGGGUUACGAAGGAGAUCGGUGUGAUGGUGACAUAGACGAGUGUGCGAGUACUCCGUGCUUACAUGGUACAUGUCUCGACCAAGUUAACGGAUACUCCUGCAUGUGUGAUCCUGGGUACGAGGGUAACGAGUGCCAGGUCGAUAUUGAUGAAUGUAAUAGCUCCCCGUGUCUGAAUGGAUCGUGCAUCGAUGCUAUUGGUGGUUUUCACUGCAACUGCACACCUGGGUUCGAGGGGGAUAGGUGCCAAUAUAACAUUAACGAGUGUGCCAGUACACCGUGUGUGCACGGCACGUGCGUUGAUGGCGUUAAUGGCUUCUCAUGCGUCUGCGCAGCGGGAUAUGAAGGCGCGCUCUGCCAAAGCGACAUCCAAGAAUGCGCCAGCUCACCCUGUGUGAACGGUACUUGUGUGGAUCUGGUGGAUAGAUUUCGGUGCAAUUGCACGUCUGGUUUCGAGGGUCGUUUGUGCGACACGGAGAUCAAUGAGUGUGCCAGCUCACCUUGCUCGCACGGAAGCUGUACGGACCUCAUCGAUGGUUUCUCAUGCAUCUGUGAGCCCGGAUUCACGGGCACUCUUUGCGACACCGUGGCUCAAAACUGCGGCAGCUCACCGUGUGUGGACGGGACAUGCGUGGAUUUGGGACCGUACGACUUCUCGUGCAAUUGCACCGACGGAUUCGAGGGACGAAAGUGCGAGAUUGACAUUGAUGAAUGCGCUAGUGCGCCGUGCAUGCACGGGUCUUGCGUGGAUCUCAUCAAUGGUUUCUCUUGCGAAUGUUCUCCCGGAUUUGAAGGUGAUUUGUGUCAGCAGGAAAUAGAUGAGUGUGUCAGCUCUCCCUGCGUCAACGGAACGUGCGUUGACCUGGUGAACGGAUUCUUCUGCAACUGCACGGCUGGUUAUCAGGGCAUUCGGUGUCAGGAGGAAACGGACGAAUGCGAGAGCUCGCCCUGCGCGCACGGCACUUGCAUAGAUGAAUACAUCGGCUUCUCGUGUCUGUGCGAUGUGGGGUUCGAUGGCCCGCUGUGUCAAAGCAACAUUGACGAAUGUUCGAGUUCGCCGUGUUGGAACGGCACGUGCGUGGAUAAGGUUGGUGGGUUCGACUGCGAGUGUUGGCCGGGCUACGAGGGCGAGCUGUGCCAGGUUGACAGCGACGAGUGUGCCAGCACGCCUUGUGUGCACGGUACGUGCGUGGACCAAGUCAACGGGUUUGCCUGUGAGUGCUUACCUGCAUACGAGGGAAAGCUGUGUCUUGAUCUGAUUGACGCUUGUGAUAGCUCACCUUGCGUCAACGGCACGUGUGUUGAUGAAGAGGAAGCUGGUCAGUACAGAUGCGAAUGCGCGCCGGGAUGUGUGAAUGGUGUCUGUGAGAAUGGUUUGUGUCAGUGUAAUGCUGGGUACGAGGGAGAUGACUGCAGUGUUCAGAGUGACUACUGCCUCAGCUCGCCCUGCAACAAAGGAACGUGCAUUCCAGCUCUGAACGGAUACAGUUGCGAGUGCGACCCCUUCCACGAUGGCAAAAACUGUGAAAAUCCCGUGGACAAUCCGUGCGCAAAAACACCUUGUGAGCAUGGUUCAUGCAAAGCCGACAAAGAGAGCGACUAUGGCUAUACUUGCACCUGUUACGACGGCUACUAUGGUACCAACUGUGAUGUUGAGUUGAAGCAGUAUGGUUGCAUCAUCUUCAUUUUUGGUCAAAUCGACGGGGUGAAGUUUGUCGCAAACAUGGCCCGACUGUUGCAGGCCAUACUAUCACCAUUCAGACGAAGCGUUGAUGACGUGGCUGUGGAGAUCGUAAAGCUAGAAGACUACAUCACUGCUGAUACCAAGGAGACGCUGACACGAGUCACCUACGUUGCAAUGCGAGGGGAUGCCUACCUGCUUAAGACCACGGUCGAAGAAAAGGUUCAGGAAAUGGACAGUGAGGACUUGAAGGAAGAGCUUGGGUAUGGAGCAUACUUCGGUGAAGCCAUACCUAGCUCUGAUGAGAAGAGCUGGAUUGAGUCCAAUUGGUACAUUGUUGUUGGCACCUGCGUGGCUGUUAUCGUUGUCUUGGGUAUCGGUUUUGGCGUAAGAUGGCACAUGGGCAAACACGAAGAAUCCAUCGAGUUCGAUGCAGAGGAAGCGAAGGGCAAAGGGCCGAAGUCUGGGCCGAUGUCGUACUACCACGUGCUGCAAAACUCGCUGAAGCGAUCCCACACGGAGAUUGUGAACCCUGUCUUCGAUGUGAUGAAGAUCGAAGGAUACAUGGAUUGUGUUGAUACCCAAGAUAAUGGAGCUGGCGAUGCUGGGAGCUCAACGCCACCCCAAAAAACCUUUGGAAAAUUGAACGCUGUGAAGCCUCAAAGCCCUUCUUGAUUGUUUUGCACUCUCUUAAUUGGCACUUGAAAAGAAUUUUGUCAAUUUUCCACCAGUAAUUCCGAAAAAACCCAAACAAUUGUGAGCAAAUUUGCAGGUAUUUUACAAAAGGGAUUGAGGCUGGAAUAGGUCUACGUAAUUGGUUAUCAUAAAACAAAAAUGACUUAAACAAUCAAAACAGAUUUAUUUCAUGCAUUAUGAGAGCUGGUUUCGUUUUAAUUUUUGUCGAAGUGUGAAAAUUAAGUUGCAGAUGAAAAAUACCUUAGUAUUCUCUUUACAUUUAUGACAAGAAACUAUGACAAUAAAAUAUCUGCCUAAACCAAUCUAUCCACCUAAAAGUUAUCGACCUAAAAGUUAAUGUGCUGCAUGGGCCUGUAUGGAAAGGUAUAAGUAGACAAUUUAUAAAUACAAAUAGAAUCCCAGAAAAUGUACCGAUUGUUUUUUUUGCAGCUAAUUGUAGAAAGUCACACGCCUUACAUUUUGUUAUGAUAGUGUUCACUUUUGAAUUCAAUGGAAUUCCAAAAAAAGGCUUGAUAGGCGUUUAAUUAAGAAAGUCAGUUUGUAUUUACAGACUUUAGUU
Messenger RNA from Patiria miniata (bat star), 5086 nucleotides. Its product is annotated as fibropellin-1-like. Lineage: Eukaryota; Metazoa; Echinodermata; Asteroidea; Valvatida; Asterinidae. Bases 1 to 4506 code for a protein of 1501 amino acids. The transcript has 13 exons. Gene Ontology annotation, molecular function: calcium ion binding. The record is from RefSeq and is a predicted model, not a curated record.